CGGCGCGGUCCGAGGCGUCUGUGGCAACCAGGAGUCCAGCGGGGGAUCGAGCGGGGUGGGCUCUGCACCGAGGAUCGAGAGAGAUCACUGCUGAGAAAAAUGACAGCUGGAUCUGUCUCAGUUCCUCAGGUCAUACCACUUCGAAUCCCUCUUCCAGGGAAAGCUAAACAUGAAAUAGACACAAAUACCCUUGUAGAAAUAAAAUCAGAUGGAAGUAAACCAAAACUCAUAAGGAAACCUGGCUGUGGAGAACACAACACUUUCAAGUAUAAGGGUCCUAUCACAUUACCAGUUGGGAAAAUAAUGGUCAAGGCACUUGCAGUUACGAAGGACUGCAGGGAGAGUACAGUUGUAACAAAGAUGUUUCUGGUAGAAUACAAACAACCAAACAUGCUCUUCUCUGUUGAAGAUGAUGACAAGAAUCUCCUAAAAGAGUUCAGCACACAGGAAAGAGAAGGUGGAACAUUUACUACAAAACUAAAGAAGAAUGGAGUAAACAUGGCAGUCAAGCCUGCCUGGAGCGAAGCACCCCAAGAUUUUCAAGGCUUGGGAACAGAAAGAAAGACUGCUCACAGGUCCCUGCAGGGACCACAGCUCUUUGCCAGUCAGUUGGAAACAAGAGAGUACAAAGAGGAAUCUGUCUCAGCCCUACCAACAGAGUCAUUACAGUUUGCUAGUUCUUCUGCAAUGACUAGCAGGAAAAGCUUAGCAAGCACACAGGUGGCAAGGAUCCAGAGGGAAACAGAUUUCCUCAAAUGUGCACACUGUUCUGCACCUCGCCUGUCUGACCCGUUGGCUCACUUCUGUCAGGAAUGUGGAUCUCCUAUCCCACCUGUGCCAGUACAUCGCUUCCCAGCCCCUGAAGGAGCACAGAUGGCACCUUGUCUUGAAUGCAGACAUCUUGUGCCAAUUAAUACACCUGCUUGCAUUGUAUGUGAGUCACCAAUAGCUCCACAGCUGCAGCCUCAAACCAGCAUCUGCAUGAAGGGCAAAGUAAUUUGUCAGGCAUGUGGCACAGGAAAUCCUCUUCACCACAAACACUGUGUGACUUGUGAAAGCAAACUACUGGAAAUACAGAUGCCCAUGUUUGAAGGACAAGCCCCCUCACCUUACCACAACCAGCAAAGGAGGACAGUUUUGUGUUCAAAAUGCAAUCAUGUUAACCAAUGUGAUGCCCGUUUCUGUGAGUGGUGUGGAGCCAAGCCUGGACCUCCUCCAUCCUACUUUACUUGUUUCAAGUGUGGUACAAGCAACCAUCCAUACGCUCGCUUCUGUGGGUCCUGUGGCAUCUACAUAGAGCCCAAAUCCCAGAUGGCUUCUCAGAACGAUGUUCUCAUGAAUACUGGGAACUCCCUGGAAUUUUCUGAGGCUAAACAACUUCAAGCUCAAGUCGCCUGUCAGCUGCUUCCUAUUUCCUUGUGCAAAUCCAAGGCAGAACUAAAAGAAACAGAAGAUAAAGGAACCCAAACCAUUGGACUUUUUUACCCAUCAAGCAAACUAUUGGAAAAGAAGAAGCUUGAGCUGGUAUCACAAAGGGAAAAGCUGGAAAAGAUGAGUGAUCAUAAGCCUCUCCUGACAGCCAUUAGUCCUGGAAAAGGUUACUGGAGAAAACAGCUGGACCAUGUCUGCGCUCACCUUAGAAGCUAUUCUCAGAACAACCUUGAAUUCAGAGCACUGAUAGGAGAACCCCGAAUGGGAAAGAUUAAUUCUGCCACUAUCCAUGAGGAUGACUAUGAAGUCACUAUCACAUUGAAUUAUGCUCUUGCUAUUAAUAAGGAUAUUCAUAGUAAUAAACCAGUGAAGUUCAACAAUCAUUACCUGAAUGCUGUAACAGAAGUCCAAGAUGGACAGGGUGGCAGUCAGACUGGCAAAGAUGAUGAUAAUCUUUUCCAUUCAAGAGGCAAAAUAAAAAGAACAAAGUCAAGAACACUUGCAGAAAAAGAAGAUAAGCUCUUUCCAGAGUCCAGACAACUACUGGAUGAACUGGGUCCAAAUGGGAAAGGAAGAAUCACCUUGAUAGAACACUUGCUCAGUGAAGGAGCUGACCCAAACUGCAUCAAUGACGAGAACCAACCUGCUCUCACAGUUGCUGUCCUUAACAAACAUGUGGAUGCAAUCGCGGUGCUCGUGCAGAAAGGUGCUAACAUUGACCAGCAGUCAGGACUGCACAGCAACACUGCUCUCCAUGAGGCAGUUCUGCUUGGAUUGGAAGGAAAGGAGUGCAUCCAAGUCCUAUUAGGCUGCAAUGCAAGCAUAGAAAAAAAGAAUGCAGAAGGGCAAUCGGCAUACGAUUUGGCUCUUUCAGCUGGAAAGAAUGAAGUUAUCUCAUUGUUUGCAAGUAAGCUUGGACAGGGAACGCUGGGCAAACUUACAAAACCCAAGAACAUUGGUCUUGCCAGUAUGUGACUGCAGCCACCUUUUUCUCCCCAAGAUGGAGCUGGAGGUUCUCUGAGCCUGGCAGCACCUAAGAGCAUGCAUCCCAUACUGUCUGCAGACUUCAUAGCCCUGCACCAUCAGCUUGGUCCCUUUAACAGCCAAAUAGUUUGUACAAGAUUCCUUCGUUCCUUCCCAGCACAAUUAUUCACUGACUGCACUCUGUUCUGAGAGACUUCUUUUCCUUUUCAACCUUGUGCAAA
Molecule: messenger RNA, 2636 nt
Organism: Colius striatus (speckled mousebird)
Lineage: Eukaryota; Metazoa; Chordata; Aves; Coliiformes; Coliidae
Gene: DZANK1
Product: double zinc ribbon and ankyrin repeat domains 1
Exons: 21
Coding region: 100-2406 (768 amino acids)
Biological process (GO): eye photoreceptor cell development
Molecular function (GO): protein binding
Source: RefSeq, a predicted model, not a curated record